AUGUACCUGCCUCUGCUUUCAUGUCUACACAGUAACCAGUUUGAGCCCGGCCUGAAACCUUGUGCAAUAGUCAACAGCAAUACUACCACAGACAAGCUCAUAGUGUUUAAUCAGGCUUUAUUAGCCAAUGCUAGAAUUACCACAAAAAGCAUGAAUAUAAAACUUCAAAAAUCAGUCUUGCUAGUAGCUUCAUUCAAAAAGAUUACACAGGACAAAUUGUGGUAUUUGGUAAAUUGUAUUUUACAAAAAAGAAAGUUUUUAUCUCAUGAUACAAAUCCCCCACAAGAAAGAGUAGCUUCUAUAAAAUGA
Molecule: messenger RNA, 309 nt
Organism: Podarcis lilfordi (Lilford's wall lizard)
Lineage: Eukaryota; Metazoa; Chordata; Lepidosauria; Squamata; Lacertidae
Source: the annotation of a GenBank genome assembly